AAAGAUUGAACAACAUUCCCAAUCAUCAAAGCCAAGGCCGUUUCUCUCUUCUUCCUCAAUUCACCAACCAUGGAAGCCCUAACUUCAACCAUCGUCUCUUCUCCUUCUUCCCUCCCCAUCUUCUCUCCCAAAUCCAAAGAUCCUUCGUCAAGAAGACUCCUCCGAUUCUCCACCUCUCCCAAAAAUAACGGUAACGAAUCCGAUCUCCGGUCCGACUCAAAUGGUUCAAGCAUCGUACCGAGCCACAGCAAUCGCACUCUCUCUCAGGAUGCCGCGAUGGGCUUGGUUCUGAGUGCUGCGAACGUGAGGGGUUGGACUACAGGUUCAGGCAUGGAAGGCCCUUCAGUCCCCGCCGGUGCUGAGUCGGGGUCAAUUGCAGAACAGACGUCCACCUUCCCCUGGUCUCUCUUCACCAAAUCACCUCGUCGCCGUAUGCGCGUGGCCUUCACUUGCAACGUAUGUGGUCAAAGAACCACUCGCGCCAUCAAUCCCCAUGCCUACACCGAUGGCACUGUUUUCGUCCAGUGUUGUGGAUGCAAUAUAUUUCAUAAGCUGGUGGAUAAUUUAAACUUGUUUCAUGAGAUGAAAUGCUAUGUGAAUCCCAGCUUCAAUCCGAAAGGUGGUGACAUUCGCUUCAAGUAUCUUGACAUGGAUGAUGACAACAAUGAUAUUUUCCCCCUCUUAUGAGGUGAAACGAUUAUUGAAAAGAAUUUCUGAGUGCAGUGUACAUUCUAUUGCUCACACCUACAGUACCAUUUCUAAUUGUGUACAUGUAAAUAGGUUUGCAACAAUUGAUGUAUUUUUAUAUUGAAGUCAUUUUGAUGUGGAACGUUUAAAUAUUUUUGUGCUUUAGUCUAUUUGUAUAAGAAGUUGAUUACAUCUCUGUUGGUGUGCAUUUUGUGGUGAUGUUCUAUGUUGUGUAGGAUUCUGUGUAAUGUUGUUGAUGAACUGCUGUCUGGUGUGUGACUUGUCUAGUUGCAAUUUUAGGUGUGAAUCUGAUUGUAGUGCACCCCAGAGACCAGUUUUGCAAUUUGUCUAUCUACUACUGACUUUGUACAUGAUAAUGAUUGCUUAGCAAUUAGAGAAAAUGGAAUAGUUCUUGUCGAAACAAAAUCAUCGUCGGAAUUGGUGGAAUGCUCUUCAACAUGUGUUGGGCCUGGUUUAUAAUAGUUCUUCAGUCACAAACACAACAUCCCUCUUCCUAUGGCUGGCACUCCCUUCUUCUUCUC
This is a messenger RNA of Ilex paraguariensis (yerba mate), 1229 nucleotides long. Lineage: Eukaryota; Viridiplantae; Streptophyta; Magnoliopsida; Aquifoliales; Aquifoliaceae. The record is from the annotation of a GenBank genome assembly.